This is a messenger RNA of Diatraea saccharalis (sugarcane borer), 4438 nucleotides long. The record is from the annotation of a GenBank genome assembly. NCBI's taxonomy places the organism in Eukaryota, Metazoa, Arthropoda, Insecta, Lepidoptera, Crambidae.
GGUAUUGUCAUUGUCAAAUGGCGAGCGAAUACAAAACGGUUAAAUUUACAUCGAUGAAAAAUAUAAUUUAUUAUAUAGAUAUGAACAUUUCAAAUUAAAUCACUCAGGUUAAUGGUUUUUAUGCGACAAGUUUUAUUUGUAGUGAGUGUUAUAUUACAGAAACCAUAUUGAGUCGGCUGACGCGCAAGAACAUAGAUUUGACUUUAUUUACCUUAUAACAUAGUGCUUAUCGUAAUACUACCUGUGCGAAGUGAUUUCACCGCAGUGCUGGCGUUUUAGAAUACGUAACUUCCCUUUGGUAACGUGACGAGUGAGACGGCUACACCCUGUCACAGACCGAAAUGCAGAAAACGAACGACCGUCGUUGGUAAAACGUGUUUCUUCCGCUGUGAUCUCAAAAUUCCCUUACAAAUAUUACUUAUGAUCAAAAAAAUAUAUAAUUAAGUGCUACUUUAAGUGAUAACAUAGUGUUUAUUCUCGCAUUCCGUUCAAUAAGUGCUCAAAGUAAUUUGCAAUCGCUGUGCUCAAAUAAAAACAGUUCCUCCGCAAUGGCUAGUGACAUGCAAUGUUCAAAAUACGUCCCUGCAGUGAAUUGAGUGUUUUUUAUUAGUGGAUAACACAAUAAUAAUUGUUUUAUUUUAAUAAUUGGUUGUUUGUUGUUAUGAUGUGCAAAGUGAAUUGAUUUGUUACGGACAUAGUAGCGUACAACGCCAUCUGUUGUUGGGUGGCGGCAAUGCGUAGCAGAUGAUGGAAGCCGGCUUCAUUCCGGCUGGCACGGCGGGCAAUGCUGCGAAUAUGCCGCCGCCCGCCGUUGUGGCGCCACCGGCGAACGUUAUUCGCGCGCCGGGAUUGAAACGCGGCAAAAUGGAGGAGGCUAUUUCUGAUCGGAUCAAAUUGGAGAGCGUGCUUGGGUUGACGGUGGGCAGCAACGCAGCUCUAGAUUGUGAUCCUAAUACAGAACUAGUCGCAUAUCCAGCAGGAUGCACCGUGGUACUUUACAACGUGCGCAAGAACAGGCAGACGCACGUGUUGAAUGCAUCCAGGAAGAGUGUGACAUGCGUCGCCUUCUCACCGGAUGGAAGGUACCUCGCGAGCGGGGAGUGCGGACAUGCACCAGCCGUUCGAGUUUGGGAUCUACAGGAUCCGACGGCUUCAGGUGCGGUGCAAAUAGCAGAAUUCCCUGGUCACACUCAUGGCGUUAGCUGUGUGGCUUUCUCAACGUCAUCAAAAUAUCUAGUCUCAGUUGGUUCCCAGCACGAUAUGAUAGUGAAUGUAUGGGAUUGGCGGGCCAACCUCAAACUUGCUAGCAAUAAGGUGUCAUCUCGUGUGAAGGCAGUGUCUUUCUCAGAGAGUGGGAACUAUUUCGUCACAGUUGGUUUUAGGCAUGUCAAGUUCUGGUAUUUGGAAUACUCUAGAAAUGCUAAGUUCAAGGAGCCGGUCCCACUGAUGGGCAGGUCGGCGAUACUGGGCGAGCAGAAGGACAACGAGUUCUGCGACGUGGUGUGCGGCCGCGGCGAACACAACGAUACCACAUACGCGAUCACCAGGGGCGGGCUGCUCUGCGAGUUCAACUCCAGGCGGAUGCUGGACAAGUGGGUGGAGCUCAGGACGUCUUCCGCAAACUGUAUGGCCAUCGGCGCCAAUUAUAUAUUUGUUGGUUGCGCCGAGGGUAUAGUGAGAUGCUUCGCGCCGGACUCGCUGCGGUACAUCACUACUCUACCGCGUACGCACUAUUUGGGUGUUGACGUUUCUCGGGGCACAGAUAUUAGGCAUAUGUUCAGUCAGCCGUCUAACGCGCGGUAUCCGGACGCUGUAGCGUUGACAUACGACGAGAGGAAUCACAAGCUGACCUGCGUGUACAACGAUCAUAGUCUCUACGUGUGGGACGUUAGAGAUAUAAAGAGGGUGGGCAAGUCCCAUUCAGCAUUAUACCACUCGGCGUGCAUAUGGGGCGUGGACAUGGUCACAUCAGAAGGGCCAUUACAGCCCGGCACGUUCCUGACUUGCUCCAGCGAUGAUACAGUGCGAUUGUGGCAUCUUAAACCACCGGCCGGACCUAACAUUUAUAGUAACGAAUUGAACAAAGUCCUGUAUAUAGACCCCGAGUUGAAAUUCUUGAAGGAUGUUGAUCUGACGGCCACCAACGAGAAAGAAAAGACCAAAUCUUAUGACGACAAGACUGGAGUACGUUGCGUGCGCGUGUCGCCGGACGGCGGUCACGUGGCGUCCGGCGACCGGUCCGGCAACAUCUGGGUGCACAGCGCGGCGGGCGCGCUGCUGCAUACGCUCGAGGCGCACGACGCCGAGGUGCUGUGCCUCGAGUACGCCGCCCAGCCGGCCCUGCUCGCCUCCGCAUCCAGGGACAGGCUCAUACACGUGUUCCACGUGCACAAGGGCUACCAAAUUUUGCAGACUUUAGACGAUCAUUCGUCCUCCAUAACAGCUGUGAGAUUUCUCAAUUCCGGUGGAGGUUUGCAGAUGGUAUCUUGCGGGGCCGACAAGACUAUACUGUUUAGGCAACUUAGAACGAUGCAAGAUGGCAGUUACCAGUUCGCCAGAGGUCAAAACGUAUCUGGUCGCAGUACGCUCUAUGACAUGGAAGUCGACGCGGGUGGCAGACAUAUAUUAACAGCUUGUCAGGAUCGUAACGUGAGAGUAUACAGUGCAGCGCAUGGCAGACACACAAAAACCUUCAGGGGCACCACCGCUGAGGACGGAACCCUUAUUAAGGUGGCGUUAGACAGUAGCGGAAUCUACCUGGCCACAUCGAGUACAGACAAGAUUCUGAGCGUGUAUGACUAUUACUCCGGGGAGUGUAUGGCCACAAUGUAUGGACAUUCUGAAAUAGUCACUGGUCUUAGGUUUACUCCAGACUGUCAGCAUUUAAUAUCGGCAUCAGGCGAUGGAUGCAUAUUCGUGUGGCGAGUACCACACGACAUGGUGGUAACAAUGAGAGCAAGACUUGCACAACAAGCCAUACGUCAGGGCAAGAAAGUGUCUGCACCGACGAAUGGUCUGUCAGGGUUGGACAGUGAGAGUGAUUCCCAUUUGGGUUCACCGCCGAGGGAAUUGACCACAACAUUCGGCACUCCGGUUGUCCCCGAUUAUACGUUGCGUAUAGGCAGAUUACCGUCUUGGGCGAAGAAGAGUUUGGGUGAUGACCUUAUUGCCCCUGAGACACCAGCCCCGGAACCACCGGCGAGAGGAAAAUGGGCAACGCGUAUACACCCCGCUGCUGAGAAACGCGAUUCGGACGGAUCAAAAGACAGCUCGUUGGAUAGCGGGACGGACACGAGGUAUAUCGAGAAACGACGAGAGCAAACUGGCGUGAAACAAGUUACAAUGAAUUUACCGAAACGAUCGACUGAGAAUCGAACGCGGCACCACACAGACGAUUCGUCGCUCGGCAGUUUUAAAUACGAGGACCAGGAGUCUACGGAACAUGACGGCGACAUUGAAGAUAUAUCUGAUGGCGAGAGGACGUCUUCUUCGGAGAGUAGAAAUAGAACUACGUACUAUCCUGGGAACAACGACGACGACACACCUGGGGAGUUCAUGGUGAACGCUAUGGAUGCUGAAGAGCUGAGACAGUCGAUGCGUCGUUCGAAGCGAUGGAAGAACGACGGGCCGAGACUCGAGAUUCCGGCCAGCGGGACCGCAACCUCGCUGAGUGGUUCCGGACACGAUUCCGAUGAUGAUGAGGUGUCGACACCGUCCGGCGAUAAUGCGGACCGAAAUCCGCUGUCCGGCUCGUGCGAGUCCAUCGACACGGCCGGCCGCCGGGAGCAUUACCUCAAGUCCGCAUUUGACUCCUUGUGCGCCGCCGAUAUAGAUAAUAGUACAGUUACGACGGGUCACAAUUCACUUUCAUCUCAGCACUUAUCACGUGGUCCAGCGAGAAAUGCCCCAUCUCCUGCGCCCCGUACCCCCUCCAAAACUCCACUAGACCCCGAAGCCGCCAGGAGAAGAGAGGAACUCAACCGUAGAAUCUUAGAGACGAGGAAACAGCUGGAGAAUGUUGCUUUUCGUUCCAAUCUGAAGUCGUCUCAAUCGACGCAUGAUCUUUCUUAUAUACCUGAGAAAGAUACAUCGCGAAGGGGACGCCCCAUUUCGAUGGCAGUGCCGAGUAAUAGCAGACCCUAUGGUGAGUGCUGUAAGAUUUAAAAUAUAUGUAAUGUUUGUUGAUGUAGACUUUAAUGGAGUAACGUUAUUAUUCCAUUUCGAGGUAUUUACACCGCAAUAAACAUUUGCACUAUACUUUUUCAUGGGCAGUGAUAAAUACGGCCCUCAUUAUUGUAGUUAUCAAAACAAGUUGUGCAAAUAUUAUGUGUAAAAAAUAAAAAGUCUACAUUUCUAAACUAUUCGAGUUUGUUAAACGUAGUCACAUCAUUGUGAUCUGCAUUUUAACUGUUAGGCAAAUGUUGACGUUGUCGAUUUG